CAGGUGAAGUGCUUCUCCAAAAUUCAAAAUUUGGAACAAUUCUCGGAAGCAACCUUGGUAUUUGCGAAAUUCUGAGCAUGCGUGUGUUGCGCUUCACGACUCAUGUUUGACAAAAUGUCAGACAGAAAAAUAGUAUUUAUAACCUUUCUUUCCAAGGAAACAUAGACAGUGUGUUUGUAGUGCAGAAGGAUGAAGACUUGCUCUAUGGAUUUUAACAACAAAGAUUUGGACAUAAGUUUCUAUGUUUUCAAGCCAACUGUGGAAAUCGUUGACCAUCUUGUUCAUCGACUCCAACACUUUUCCUUACUCACUCAGAAUCUUGGUUGUGUGCAAAGCUCCAUAUUUAGGAGCAUACAUGGAAAUAUGGUCAUGUCCUGUAAUCAGAUCAUAUGGUAUGGAGCAUGGAAGAAACGGUCCAGUGAUGAAAAAGACAAGCUGAAUGAAAAUCUUCAAUCAAUGCUAGCCAAUAAUGUAACAGGAAUGGCAGUGUUAGUUGAACAUAAUUUCCUUGAUGCAUAUGCUGGAGAAUCAAGAGAUGGUUCUUUAACUGUAAAGUUCAGCACUGGUGACAUAAUCUCCAUGGACUCAGUAGUGACAACUACUAGGGACCUUAAUGACCUUUCCUAUGCAGCACUAGCAAUUUUUAGGUCUCGUUUUCCCAAAAUAGAUGGCAUAAUUUCUGGCCUUUGCAUGAAAGGCCAAAGCUUACCAUGUGUGGUAUGCAUUCAUGUGUGGCAGUCCCUACAAUUUUGUUACUCAUGGAUUCUCCACCCAGACCAUAGAAAGUGGAUGAUGCCAUAUCUUGAACGAUUCUCUACUAAAAUGAAGUAUGAUAUUUUUCGAGUAGUUUAUGUUAGUGGUGACAAUGUAAUGAAUCUUCCCUCUGAUUUUCCUCAUAGGAUGUUAGAAGAUGAAGAAGAGAACACACGACACCUGAUGCAACAAUGAGAACAACCUAUGUUGCAAGGAUUUGUAUAUUGUUGUAUCCUUUUAGGUAAAAUGAGUUCAAUCAUAUUGAAAACUUAACUAAACAUAACUGUUGAGCUCAUGUUUAAAUUGAUUUUGGAGUUAUACGACUUUUGUUUAUAAAUAUUAUUAUAAAAACAGUUAAUAAAACUCAAUAUAAAAUAUGUUAUGUAACACAUCCACCUUUUUCUACUAAGGGUGACCUGAAUAGAAGUUUAAGCCCAUCCACGUUACUCUGCAGCAUUCUUGUCGUGGAAGUUCCAAUGAUGGAGGUAAAUCCUGUCAUGAUCAUGACCAUUACCUAAAGAGGAAGAAGCGAAAAACUUCUUCUCAAGAGGGCAUUGAGAUAGUGGUGAUAUACUUAAAACAUUCAAAGGAAAACAAACAUAAAUUUUCUCCCAUCUUAAAUCUCGAGUAUACGGGACUGACUAGUUUGUGGAUUUAAUUGGUAUGAAUCUGAGUUUACAUCAAAGAACAUCAAUGAAAAGUUUUUUAAAUCCUUCAGCAUA
Molecule: messenger RNA, 1475 nt
Organism: Vigna angularis (adzuki bean)
Lineage: Eukaryota; Viridiplantae; Streptophyta; Magnoliopsida; Fabales; Fabaceae
Exons: 3
Coding region: 190-948 (252 amino acids)
Source: RefSeq, a predicted model, not a curated record